Molecule: messenger RNA, 1201 nt
Organism: Camelina sativa (false flax)
Lineage: Eukaryota; Viridiplantae; Streptophyta; Magnoliopsida; Brassicales; Brassicaceae
Biological process (GO): systemic acquired resistance
Molecular function (GO): fatty acid binding
Source: RefSeq, a predicted model, not a curated record
GAUUCGAUCCAAGGAAAUGGGUGUGUGAUAUUAUAUGCUGGAUUCUGAUGCUUGUUUGGUUUGAUCGAUUCUCUUGGAUUAUUGAUAAAGCAGAGUUACUGACUUACUGUACAAAGGAAAAGUUUUCACCCUCCUUCGAGUCGAGACAUGAAAAAGAGAAAAACUUUUCUUGUUUCUAGUUUUGUGUCCUCUCAUUAAGCUGAUUGAUUGGUUUCCUCUCUGUCAUACUAUCCCACUUGGCUCCGGUACUACUUCAGCUGAAUCGUUUGCGUAAAUAUCUUUGGGGACUGAAGAAAAAGAAUCUCAUGUGGUGGUCAUUGAUCUUGUUCUCACUAAAGGCUCAUAAUACUACUGGUGUUACACAAGUGGUUGUUAGAAAUAGAUAAGCUCAUAAGGCCAUUUUGAAGUUAUCCUUUGGUUUGUGCUAUUGGUUUGUCAUGUAAAACCACCUCUUUGCUUUCUCAAAGGUUCAAAUGGUUAGAAUAGAGACUAAGGGUUAUUGACCUUACUUUAGUUUAUAAUAACUUUGCACUUUGAAGCCCUUAAUGCGGCUGAUUAGGUGAAGUAAUUACUAUGCUCUUUUAGUGCUUCUUCCACUAUUUCUAUGUGGAUUAUUUUAUCCUGCCAAAUCCUCCGGAAAUGCCAUUUCAGUUGCUAUAAAUGUGUCAGGUUACACAAGUAGUAUAUGCAUAAUCUAGUCUUCUUUAAAAUGGGAACCCAUGUUUUAUCUCGCAUUUUAUUCCUAGUUCUCUGCAUCUACAGCCUUAGAACCAUGGUUGAUGCAGCUGGAGAAUGCGGGCGAAAUCCCCCAGAUAGAGAAGCCAUCAAGCUGGCUCCUUGUGCAAUGGCUUCACAAGACACAUCUGCAAAAGUGUCUCCAACUUGCUGUGCUCGAGUGAGAGAGAUGGGAAAGAACCCUAAAUGCCUUUGCGCUGUCAUGCUUUCUUCCACAGCUAGGAGCUCUGGAGCAAAGCCAGAGAUCUCAAUGACAAUUCCUAAACGUUGCAACAUCGCUAGUCGUCCCAUUGGAUACAAGUGUGGAGCUUAUACUCUGCCUUGAAGCAGCAGACCGAGCAGUAUACGUGAUCUUCAAAACCAAUCUAAAUUGCUGUCACACGUUCACAUGUGUAUGACUUGUAGUUUCAAUAAAAAUUUGGAUCAAAACGGUGAUUGAUCAUGAAAUGAUAUGACUUGCUACUGA